Molecule: messenger RNA, 1433 nt
Organism: Melitaea cinxia (Glanville fritillary)
Lineage: Eukaryota; Metazoa; Arthropoda; Insecta; Lepidoptera; Nymphalidae
Gene: Dip-C
Product: xaa-Pro dipeptidase
Exons: 11
Coding region: 1-1365 (454 amino acids)
Molecular function (GO): manganese ion binding; metalloaminopeptidase activity
Source: RefSeq, a predicted model, not a curated record
AUGGUCGAAUCAUGGUCAAUGGGUCCCGGUACCUUAGAAGUUCCUCUUUCGCUUUUUGCAAAGAACAGACAAAGGCUUGCAGAAAAACUACAAAGUGGACAAGUCAUUAUAUUACAAGGUGGUGACAGCAUAAGCCACUAUGACACGGAUGUAGAAUAUGUUUUCAGACAGGAAGCAUAUUUUACCUGGUUGUGUGGUGUUCGUGAGCCAGGUUGUUACUUUGCUUUGGAUGUAAGAACUGGAAAGGCACAUUUGUUUGUACCACGUCUACCAGAAGAAUAUGAAGUAUGGAUGGGUAAAUUACUUUCCCUAUCGGAGUUUAAGAAAUUAUAUGCAGUGGAUGAAGUACAUUACGUUGAUGAGAUUGCAGAUAUACUGAAAUCAUUAAAACCUGAUGUGUUGCUCACCUUGGUAAUGAAUAAUGAAAUAUUAUUCCCUAUCAUUGCUGAAUUGCGAGUUAUUAAGACUCCAGAGGAGAUUGAAGUUAUGCGAUAUGUUUGCAAAGUAUCAUCUGAUGCCCAUAAGCAGGUGAUGUUGUUCACCCGGCCCGGUCUCAUAGAGUACCAGUGUGAGUCUGUGUUCCUGGACCACUGCUACCGCGUGGGUGGCUGUCGACACGUGUCAUACACGUGCAUCUGCGGCUCGGGACACAACGGCGCCACGCUGCACUACGGACACGCAGCUGCGCCUAAUGCCAAGAUGAUACACGAUGGAGAUAUGUGUUUGUUCGACAUGGGCGGGAACUACGCGGGCUACGCCGCUGAUAUAACUUGCUCAUUUCCAGCCAACGGCAAGUUUACUGAGGACCAAAAGCUGAUCUACGAAGCAGUUUUGAAAGCUAGAGAUGCAGUUAUAAAAGAAGCAAAGCCGGAAGUUUUGUGGCCUGACAUGCAUUUGACGGCAAACCGCGCUAUGCUCCAACAUUUGAAAGAAGGAAACUUACUUAAAGGCGAUGUUGAAGAAAUGAUCGAGCAUGGCGUGAACGGCGUGCUGCAGCCGCACGGGCUGGGGCACCUGCUGGGGCUGGACGUGCACGACGUGGGCGGCUACCUGCCGCACUGCCCGCCGCGCCGCGCCGGCCCGCUGGCGCGCCUGCGCACCGCCCGGCCGCUGCGGCCCGGCAUGGUGCUCACCGUCGAGCCCGGCUGCUACUUCAUACCCAGACUUUUAGACGCGGCUAAAAAUAACCCACAACAGUCACGAUUCUUCAACUGGGAUCGAGUGAAUCAGUUCAGAGGCUUUGGAGGAGUUCGUAUCGAGGAUGAUGUACUCAUCACGGAAACAGGAGUUGAAAACUUGACAUUUGUACCGAGAACAGUGAAAGAAAUUGAAGAUUUCAUGGCGAAUGGUGCAAACUUCAAAUGAAUACCUAAAUAUUAAUAAUCAACAUUUAUAUUCUAUAUACACGAAGAAAUAAAUAUUUAACCAUAAAA